AUGAAUCCCCAUCAGCAGAACAAGAUCGAUACUAGCAAAAUGAGCCCGGAUGAGCAGCGGCUUUUCCGCCUCUAUGGCAAGAUGCCCACCAAGAAAGACCUCCUGCAGAACAAACUGAAGGAGCGCAAAUACUUUGACUCGGGUGACUACGCACUCAGCAAGGCUGGAAAGGCUUCGGACGUCGGUGUCACCAACAUCGGCUCCCAGCAUCCCGUCCCGGAGAACAUUCCUCAUCUGACUGCUACCUCGCCUGGUGCUAACAACCCUGCGGCUGCAAGCAAUGGCGGCAGCAUUAGUGCUCAGGGUGGCCAGCAGAUCCCUGGUAGUAUCAGUGGCCAUCCGGGCUCCAUCGGAUUUCAGAGCCGAAGCCCGGUGAAGGAGGCAAGUUAUCUGCAACGGGAAACAAGUGCGGAUGAGACCGAGGAGGCCGAGAAGAAGGAAGAUGACAGCGUGAGCCCACCCCCUGCGCGUGGCGGUGUUCCGAUCCGGCAAUAA
Molecule: messenger RNA, 495 nt
Organism: Aspergillus niger
Lineage: Eukaryota; Fungi; Ascomycota; Eurotiomycetes; Eurotiales; Aspergillaceae
Exons: 3
Coding region: 1-495 (164 amino acids)
Cellular component (GO): cytoplasm
Molecular function (GO): protein phosphatase inhibitor activity
Source: RefSeq, a predicted model, not a curated record